Molecule: messenger RNA, 1088 nt
Organism: Drosophila grimshawi
Lineage: Eukaryota; Metazoa; Arthropoda; Insecta; Diptera; Drosophilidae
Exons: 2
Coding region: 159-827 (222 amino acids)
Biological process (GO): actin cytoskeleton organization; muscle structure development
Cellular component (GO): Z disc; adherens junction; filamentous actin
Molecular function (GO): actin binding; muscle alpha-actinin binding
Source: RefSeq, a predicted model, not a curated record
GCCAAUGUUGCCACUAAAAUUGGCAGCCAAGUUGAAUGCGUCGGCGACUAUAAAAGCAAUCGAUGCAGCAACGAUGUGGCAGACAACAGCGUGUGUGAAGAGUUAGUUGCAGUUAGUCGAGGAAAAGGAGCUCAUCCAGCAGCAGCAGCAUCAUCAUCAUGUUCGACUCGAAGAUUAGAUUGCCCAAAUAUGAAUCGGAUGCAUUCGAUAAUGUCGAGUACGAACUACGGAUGACCUACACCCUGGAAACGGAUCGUCGGAUCAUGAGCUUCUACGAUGCGAUGUGGGGCAUUGAGGUGACUGGUGGCAUCGAUCAAUUCGAACCGCUGACCAUUGUCAAUGUUUCGCCAACGGGUCUGGCCAAGCGCGGAGGUAUGCGUAUCGGGGAUGAAAUUACGCAGAUCAAUGAUAUACCCGCCUUGGAGCUGACCUUCAACGAGGCACUGCAAAUCUUUCGCAAAAACUCGCAUUAUGUGCGCGUCUUUGUCAGAGGGGAUGACGAUGCACCCGGUGAGGAGGAUUGGACCUGUGACUGCUGGUUCAAGCCUAGGCGGCCCUGGAAGCGUGACUUUACGCCAAUUCAGUGGACGUUUCCGUGGAACGAUCGACGCAAGCCCGUCUACAAGGAGUCCAAUUGCUUCAUGGUGCCCAGCAAAAUGGAGGAGAAGAUUCGUGCACGCCGUGCAGCCACCUCGGCCGUGCACAAGAAGGAGGAUGCCACGCCCCAUACACGCUCCUUGACGCCCACACCCAGACCCAAGAAUCAACCCGGACCCAAUCUGCUAGAGAGCGUGCUGCGUCCACGCGGACCACCACCCAGAGAUUAGGUAGCAGUAGCUUGAUCUCUACUCCAGUUAGAUAGGAAGCUGAACCAAAAAGAGGAGCAGGCAGCAGGCAGCAAAUCCCCACAAAAAAAGUGGUUCCUUGUGCUGCAGUGCAUCCGCCUCUUUGGGCCGAGGGCAGGCAACUGAAUGCAGGAAAUUGCAUCGGCAGCAGUUGAAGUGCCCCGCUGAAAUGCGCUCAUACUGUGAACUCUCGCUAACUAGAACGAUUCACCAAAAGAAUACAAGUCGAUUUUUUUUAUAUAA